GGUCCGGCGCGAUGCCGACCCUCUUUAUCAAUGCAAAUCGCUCUUUUGUGUGCGGCCGCGGCGCCCAGGCGCGAGCUGUGAGCUGAAUUUUUAAUUAUUCCUCUCUUUAACAAACUGUGCUAAAGCUGUGCAAAGGGGGCGCGUCGCCACAAACCUCGCAGUUCCGCCGCAUGCAGGCGCAGUGACUGCUGGGCGUUGCAAGCGAGGCACCAUGGACCCCGAGGAGCUCAGCGCUCAUGACGCGCCGCUUACUGUGAACGAACAGGUGAUCGUGAUGUCUGGCCAUGAGACGAUCCGUGUCCUGGAGGUGGAGGUGGAUGCGUCCCUUCCUGCCUCUGGCUCCGAGGUGAAGGCGAAUGGAGGCGGUGAAGGGGGAGGCCGGCUUCCUCUGCAGCCCAGCGAGGGGGGGGCCCAUGACUCCCCUGUACAGUCAUGUGACCCUGGCGGAGCAGCUCUGGGUGAUGGAGGCUCUGUUGCUGAGGUUUCGGUCCCGUCUGUUCAAAGUUCGGCUUCAGCAGGACCCAUCAGCAUGGCCCUCUCUCAGCCCCAGGCGGCGGUGCCUGUUACCGUCCAGGCCUGUCCGCAGGUGCUCACCCAGGAUGGCCUGACCACACUGAUGACAGGUGUUGUGGCCCAGCCAGGAUCCCUUGGCCAGCCGCUGCUCAUCCCCAUCAGCGUGGCGGGCUCAGUUGGGGGACAGGGCGGCCUGGCCGUGCUCACCUUCCCCACGGCAACUGUGGCCACCCUUCCCGGACUGGCAGCAGCCACUCCCGCUGGAGGUGUCCUCAAGCUGCCCUUCGCUGGACUACAGGCUGCCACUGUGCUGAAUGCUGUCCAACCUCAGCUGCACACAGCUGCGCAGACGGUCCUGCAGCCCCAGGCAGCUGCUUUGCAGUCGGUGCAGGCAGCCCUGCAGCAACAGCCCCAAACCACACAGGCUGCUGCGCAGGUGGCCGUCGCCUCCGCUGCUCCUGCUGCGCCCCGGGUGUCAGAACCUAGUGCAUCUGUUGCAGCGCUGCAGAAUGCAGGGAUCUCCAUCAACCCGGCCAUUAUCAGUGCUGCAUCGCUGGGUGCCCAGCCUCAGUUUAUCAGCUCCCUGACUACCACUCCUGUCAUCACGAGCGCCAUAUCUGGUGUGCCGGGACUCACCAGCCAGAUCAUCACCAAUGCUCAGGGACAGGUGAUUGGGACUCUCCCUGUCCUGGUGAAUCCAGCGUCGCUGACCGGUAGUGCAGCUUCUGCCCUCUCCGCCCAAGGCCUGCAGGUGCAGACAGUGUCCCCACAGCUGGUUCUGAAUGCCCAAGGCCAGAUCAUCGCCACCAUCGGAAGCGGACCCACCUCGACACCCACCUCGGCCGCCGUCAUUCCUAAACCCUCUGUGCCGCUAACCCUUGCCAAGUCCACCACUCAGGGUCAGGUUGUGACAGUGAGUCAGGCCCCGGUGGUCAUCGCUCCCCAGCCCUCGGUAGUGAAGACUGUCCCCUCCCUCUCCUCUUCUGUUCCCAUCACCUGCGGAGACUCGCCCACCGUGGGCCAGCUUGUCAGCAAGCCUCAGCAGGGAGCUACAGAUGAGGAGGGCAUUAAUUUGGAAGAAAUCCGUGAGUUUGCCAAGAACUUCAAGAUCCGACGCCUCUCCCUAGGGCUCACACAAACACAAGUGGGACAAGCACUUACUGCUACAGAGGGCCCAGCCUACAGCCAGUCUGCCAUAUGCAGGUUUGAAAAGUUGGACAUCACACCCAAGAGUGCCCAGAAGUUGAAACCAGUUUUGGAGAAGUGGCUGGCAGAGGCAGAGCUAUGGAACCAGAAAGGGCAACAGAACCUGAUGGAGUUUGUGGGUGGAGAGCCAUCCAAGAAGCGCAAGCGGCGCACCAGCUUCACACCACAGGCCAUUGAAGUCCUUAACACCUAUUUUGAGAAGAAUGCCCUCCCUACAGGCCAAGAGAUCACAGAGAUCGCCAAAGAGCUCAACUAUGACCGCGAGGUGGUCCGAGUAUGGUUCUGUAACAGGCGACAAACCCUGAAGAACACAAGCAAGAUUAACGUCUUUCAAGUCCAGUAGUAAAGGAGAUGAUCGGUGAAAGCUUCAAGGUUAUUGGUGAAGAAAUGUUGGACCAUUUAUUGCAGGUGAUUGAUGGUUUUAGAAAUGCGGAUGAGGGUUUUGCCAGAGUGGCGAGUCCCACUGAUGAUGUUGGUUGGUCAACGAUGUCAAUGAAGGACGUCACCUAGGACAAGGAGCAGCCCAGGAUUCGGACUCAAUAACACACGUGCAAAAACUAAAGACUCUUCCCACAAAUUUUGGGGACAUCAAAUAAUUGUCUUUCGUGAGUAGAAACCAAGGAGGUCCAAUCUUUUGCUCUUCUCCUUGUCAAAUUUCUCUCCACCCCCCUUAAAUCCCUGUUUAAUAUGUAUGUUGUGUAUAUACCAUCACACCUGUCUGUGAAACAGGUGGUGUGUGACCCUGAUCAACUUGAAAAAUAUGCAGUCACUUUUUGCAAAAGGACUAAGAGAAGCAGGCUUUUCUCUCAGAUAUGAGGACACUUUUGACAGUGUGUCUGCCUGAGCUGCUCGUACCAGAAGGUUGAAUGAACUUUGGAGGAGAGCUUCAGGUGGCUCAGAAAGAAGAUGUAGUAUUACCUUAUGCACUUCGAUCGGUACAAAAUCUCCCACCUCAGAUGGACAUGGGGAAUUUUAAUGUUUGUACAUCUGGUAUGAAUCCUCUUGUCAUUUUAUUUCUGGUUGUGUCCCUUGGGAUAAGUCCCAUCGAUGCUUCUUUUUAAGUGAUGCAGGCCCAUUAUUUUAUUUUUUUCCUCCGCAAUCCAGUAUGUUUUUCUUUAAAUCAAAUUUGCAGUUAAGGGGUAAGACCUCCGGAUUUGUGCAGAUCUAUUGUUUUAAAUAGGACACAUAUGGAGCUUACACACUGUACCAGCAAACAGAAAAUGUUACACUCCUUGCUACAUUGACAGAGUGGUGCUUGGUAAAUGAGGAUUUCUUAUGUGUAAAUAGCAGAUAUUGUGCAGGAGGGAAGAUGUUUAAAAGAAAAUUAGAACUCGAGGGUUUUUUUUUUUUUUUUUUUUUUUUGGGGGGGAGCUUCAGCCCCCAUUGUUGCCAUAACACUAAAUCAGCCCUAUUGUCUGGAGGCAGGAUUCAUCAGAGUAACUAACUCUAUGGCUUGUAGCUCCAGAAGAGCAAACAACGUGUGUACAAAAGGAAGACAUGGAUAAUAUACUGAAUCAUUUUUCAGCAGUGGUCCUAGGCAUUUCAGAAUAAUUCCAAUGCAUUGUUUUCUUUAUUUCUGAAAUUGGGAAGCAUUAACAGAAGCAUGUGUCUCCUCAUAUGUUAAGAGUUAAGAGUGGAAAGGUCUCGAGGAGCACAAGCCCUUUGUGGUGGAGAAACACGGAUGCUCUGACCUCAGUCACUCGUUUGUUCAUGGAAACAACAAAAUUCGCACUCCAAGUACCCUGAGGGUGCUGCUGCCUCUUCCCCAUCCUCUCCACACUACGCAUUCUGAGGCUGUGAAAGAGGUGCUCUUGUUGCAAUAGUGCAGGGUGUUAGUGCUCGGUAUUAACCGCAGUACAUGGGCAGCUGCUAAUCUGCGCGUACGGUUUAGGCACCCAGCCCUGUUCUCUUGUAAUGUAGACAUGUCAUUGCAAUAAGUUGUCCCACAGCCUAACCAAAGGGUGCUCUCUGUUUCCCAGUGUUUUCUCUCACCAGUUGCUGAUUCUGCUAUGGAAAUUCAGUGCUUGGCUUAAACAUGUAUGGUAGGGCAAUAGUAGAUGAGUUGUUAAGGGUUCAAACUCUGGAAUACUCCAUGUUUCGGCAAGGAAAAACCUGUUCAGAAGGAAAUCCUCAAAGGGUAUUUUUCUAUGAAAUUGCAAUUGAAAUGCAGGUGUGAAUUAUUUUGCUAGCAUUUCUAGUUUACACCGAGGCUUUUCAUCUCCACAGUGGUCCCCUGUUUUGUCAAGUCAGGCUAAGAGGCAUAUAACCAGAUUUUAGUAAGGCUCUUUCACAUGGUACUGAUCGAUUCUGAGCUCAGGUGGUUCUUGAGGAGGGGUGUGGUGAGUAAAUGUGUGGCGGAAAUAAGCUGAAAGUACAUCAUUAAAUACUGUAACAUACUACACUAAGUUUCACUUAACUUUUGGGGUGCAGGUCCUCAUUUCUCUCUUUAGGCAGACGACUUAGUCAUAUGUAAUUGUAUCUGUGCUUAAUGUGGUCUUGCAUAUUCUACGUGUGCAAACAUGCAUCCUAUGGUUUUAAGUUAAAUUCUAUGCUUAAAAGAGGCCUUCAGUUUCCUUUCCUUUGCAUUGGGCUAGUCAUGCAGCAUUAAAUAUGUGUUCUUAUUUGUCAAAUGCGGUGUGAUUAGUGAUAUAUUAAAUUUUUAUUUUUUUUUUUAAAGAUGGAUUUAUGUUUUUUACGUUUAUAAAGCAUACAGGGUUGCGAGUGUUUCAGCACUUAAAAUGAUGAUAUUUGGAACAUGACAAUUUAGGCAAGUGAUGCAUUUUAAGGCACUCCCUUAAAUCAGAACAGCCUCCCACAAAUUGUCCUCUGUAUUUUUAUAGAUGCAACAAUAAUGCAGUUUUACAAAAUGUCUUAUGAAUGACAAAAACCUUGUACUAUUACAAAGAAUUAAUAGUAAACCAUAUUGUCUGCCAUGUACAGGCUUUGAAAACAAAUUUCAGAGUAAACUGUCAACAGGGCUUGAUGCAUCCUGUCCUUUGUCCCCUCUGACAUAUUUUAUGCUCUAGAGGAAUAUGGUUAGUGCAUUAUCAACAGAAAAUUCCACAUCCCACUGCUACUCCACACUGAUAAUGUGGCAUUUAUUACCUCCAUAUAAAGCAUUUGGCUUAUUUCAAAAUAUUUCUGCUUUAUGAGUCUUUGUCAUAAGCAUGUCAUUUCAGUGUGAAUUAUUCUGUAACGGCCAAGUCUCAAAGCAGGCUGUCAACUAAAGCUAAUACUUUUUAGAGGAAAAAUCAAAUCUCUCAAGCUUAUACCAUGUCUGAAGAGGAUGCAGCAUAUGAUUAAUUUCUGUAGACUUGUUGCAAACAGUGGAACAGGCAAGGAGCAACCUUUUGUUUUUGAUUGGAUUUUUUUUUUAUGGAGUCAGAAUGGGAUUGUUCAUGAUUUUGUAUUAAGUCAUUUUUGUUUAGUUCAUAGAACUAAAUUUGAGUAUUUAACUGAAUAUUGAACCCAUUUAACUAAAUAUUUUUCCACAUUUGUUCUUUUAUUAUGUGUAAUGUUGUAAUCUCUAACCCUUGUAACUGAACUUACACAAUGCUUACCUUGAGAUGCUAGCAAGGAUGGUUGUUACAAAGUAGACAGUGGUCAUGAGGGUGUCUUGCAUGCCUGGUAUGGAGAAGGAUGAACACAGAUUAUUGGUGUGUUUAAAAAAGCUACAUUUUUAUAUAAAAAAGUUAUUGAUUGAAAAUAACUUAACUGUCUACAGAAAUGGUUUCCAGCUGACUAGUUACUCUUGUA
This is a messenger RNA of Scleropages formosus (Asian bonytongue), 5475 nucleotides long. RefSeq names its product POU class 6 homeobox 1 (gene pou6f1). Gene Ontology annotation, biological process: regulation of transcription by RNA polymerase II. The record is from RefSeq and is a predicted model, not a curated record. The coding region runs from base 212 to 2062 and encodes 616 amino acids. NCBI's taxonomy places the organism in Eukaryota, Metazoa, Chordata, Actinopteri, Osteoglossiformes, Osteoglossidae. Gene Ontology annotation, molecular function: RNA polymerase II cis-regulatory region sequence-specific DNA binding; DNA-binding transcription factor activity, RNA polymerase II-specific. The transcript is spliced from 11 exons.